UAAUUUUAUUAAUGGGCUCGAUCGUGGCCCAUUUGUUGUUACGGUUCGAUAGCGUUUCCCAUCUUCCUUAUCCCCUCCUCCCUCGGGGUGUAGGAGAAGUCGAAACAUUCUAGAGCUCCGCUCCACUCCCAGUAAUGGCGGCGACAUGGACUUGUUUUGUAACUUCGUUGUGUAUUUCUUCACCUUCUUAUAAACCAUCGUCGUUGCACGGUCUGUCUUUCCGGAGGCAAGCAGUGACCAGAACGAACAGAUUUUUUACCAGGAUAUAUGCGCUGUCUAGCAACGACAUCAAAGUCGGGACAAGCAUAGAAGUCGAUGGUGCUCCGUGGCGUGUUCUGGAGUUUCUGCAUGUGAAGCCAGGCAAAGGUGCUGCUUUUGUCAGAACCAAAAUCAGGAACUACGUCAAUGGUAGCACAGUCGAGAGAACCUUUCGUGCUGGGAUUACUAUAGAAGAGGCCAAUGUCUCCAAGGAGACUAAGCAAUUCACUUAUAAAGACGGCUCUCAGUUUGUUUUCAUGGACUUGAGCAGUUAUGAGGAAACACGUUUAAACGAGGCUGAUAUGGGCGACAAGACCAAAUGGCUUAAAGAGGGAAUGGACUGCAAUUUGCUCUACUGGAAGGACAAGGUCAUCGAUUUUGAACUUCCCAUUACAGUUCAGCUUAAAAUAGUUGACGUUGAUCCUGGUCUCCGAGGUGACACUGCACAAGGUGGAACUAAACCUGCCACACUCGAGACUGGUGCAGUUGUCAAUGUACCCCUCUUUGUCAAUGUUGGUGAAGAUAUUAUGGUGGACACGAGAACCGGUACGUACAUGAGCCGGGUCUGACACUUCUUCCCUAUUGCUAACGACUAAGGAAUGUGAUAUUUAAUGAGCGGUUUUGCUUAGACUACUCUGAUUAGUUGAGUGAACGCCCAGAAUUGCUACUAUUGGUUUCCCUAAUAAUGAUUCUGUAUUAUUUUAAGAUACAUACGUUUCUCCGGGCCACCGUGUUUGAGUGUGCGCACUGAGUGACGAAUGAAUUAAGUGAAUUUAAAUUAGGUGACAAAACGUAUAAUUAAAA
Brassica rapa (field mustard) is the source of this 1062-nucleotide messenger RNA. Its product is annotated as elongation factor P. Gene Ontology annotation, molecular function: translation elongation factor activity. Gene Ontology annotation, cellular component: cytoplasm. Gene Ontology annotation, biological process: peptide biosynthetic process; translational elongation. The record is from RefSeq and is a predicted model, not a curated record. Lineage: Eukaryota; Viridiplantae; Streptophyta; Magnoliopsida; Brassicales; Brassicaceae.